UGUCAAAAAGGGUGUGGCGCGAGGGGGAAAGAGGGCGUCACGUUUAUUUUCGAGUCAUGUGACUCUCUGGCUGACUGACAGGGAAAAUGGCUGCCACGGGGGAGGAGGCUGCAGCAAUGGACAGUAUCUCCAGGGUACCUAUGGCCCAUCCAACGGCGCUGAACCUAGCUGGGGGCAGCGAUACCCAGGCAGAGGCAGCAGCGGCACCGGAGAAUGCAACCGAAAGUCUAAUACCCGCGCCUAAGAAGCCCAGCACUAACAGUGACGGUGGGGUGGAGACGGCAGAGGAGGCCACCGAGCCAGCCGAACCGGACAUUAACGAGCUGUGCACGGACAUGUUCGACAAGAUGGCUGUGUUUCUACAAGGAGAACUCACAGGCACCUGUGAGGACUACCGUCUGCUAGAGAACAUGAACAAGCUGACCAGCCUGAAGUACAUGGAGAUGAAAGACAUCAGCAUCAACAUCAGCCGAAACCUGCAGGACCUAAACAACAAGUACGCCAGUCUGCAGCCGUACUUGGACCAGAUCAAUCAGAUCGAGGAGCAGGUGUCAUCCCUGGAGCAGGCUGCCUACAAACUGGAUACGUACUCCAAGAAACUAGAGGCCAAGUUCAAGAAACUGGAGAAGCGAUGAUGGAAGGAAUAGUUUGGGAGAGGCUGUGCCUCGCAAUGCUGCGUACCCCACACCCAGCCAGUCCUUCCUCCUGCCCCCCCCUGUAAGACCAGCAGGGGGAAGACCUCGACUGCGACAGCUAACAGCCAAACACCUGCUGCACGAGGAGUCCCGCAGAGAAGCACACUGCUAGACACAGUCUCUCAGCUUUCAGAAGAGCUCGACCCUCCUGUUGGGUCUUUGAGCUUGACUGACAGGACCAGUGAUGCUCACGGCACCUGUGAAGUACGUGUGCAUUGAUCCAUUCACUUGUUUUUUUUUUACUAGUCGCAUUCCAGGCCAAUAAUAGUCUUGCUUUCUAACCCUAGAAAACCAACCUGUUGCCAUGUGAAGAAUGUCUGCUUGUCUCCUUAUUAUUUGCCCUGCUAAAUACAAGAUGGCGUGAGGUUUAAGAGCUGUGAAAGUAUUUCUGAGAUGUUCCAUGAAACAUCUGUGUAUGCCAUUUAUAUCCUCAGACAACGUAAAUCACGCCGUUAAGAAACACUCUUUUAUGUAAGUCUUACUUUACUGCAAGGAGCUUUUAAUUAUCUGUAUACUAAAUUAUGAAUUAUAUUAACAUUAAACGCUAUUUCUUAAACCAA
Messenger RNA from Osmerus eperlanus (European smelt), 1255 nucleotides. It is a transcript of the gene bloc1s2, whose product is annotated as biogenesis of lysosomal organelles complex-1, subunit 2. The coding region runs from base 87 to 635 and encodes 182 amino acids. Gene Ontology annotation, biological process: endosomal transport; lysosome localization. The record is from RefSeq and is a predicted model, not a curated record. Gene Ontology annotation, cellular component: gamma-tubulin complex; BORC complex; BLOC-1 complex. The transcript is spliced from 5 exons. NCBI's taxonomy places the organism in Eukaryota, Metazoa, Chordata, Actinopteri, Osmeriformes, Osmeridae. Gene Ontology annotation, molecular function: gamma-tubulin binding.